Molecule: messenger RNA, 3814 nt
Organism: Maniola jurtina (meadow brown)
Lineage: Eukaryota; Metazoa; Arthropoda; Insecta; Lepidoptera; Nymphalidae
Gene: IntS2
Product: integrator complex subunit 2
Exons: 7
Coding region: 420-3794 (1124 amino acids)
Biological process (GO): snRNA 3'-end processing
Cellular component (GO): integrator complex
Source: RefSeq, a predicted model, not a curated record
CUACGUGCUUGUCAAUUGUCAAAUAUCGAAAUAUCAAAUAACCUGCGUUAUUUUUUUCUUAAUUUUUUGGGAAUUAAAUUGAUUAUGAUUUUGGUGGAAAACCAUUUACAUGGUUAUGUGGAAAAUUAUAUAGUGAAAAACCAUUGAAAAACUAAAAAGUAGUUAGUUAGAUAAGAUGUAACUCUAUGAAAUGAGGAAACUAUUUCAAUCUCGAGAAUCGUUUAUCUUGUGAACUUCUUGUGAAUAACAUUAUUGUGGGAAAUUAAUAAAACAAGCUAAGCAGUGUUACUGUUCACUUUUAAUAAUCAUUAUUUCCGAGUGGACUGUGAAAUUUUUAAUAUAUAUUUUUGUUCGCGAUCUUACAAUCUCCGUUGAUUAAACUCCUUUGCCUCUAACCUGCGUCUAAGUGCUAGCUAACUAUGGAAUCCAUAUUUAUGAAACCGGUGCAACCACACGUAUUUAAAGCGUUAAAAGAUGUCGAUAUCCCAACUCUUGUUAACUGUUCUCCUGAGGAAAUAAGGCCUAUCAUACCUUGUCUCGUACGUAUGGCCCUUAUAGCACCAUUGGACGUUACGAGAUACUGCGCUGAGGCCAAAAAGGAAAUACUGACUCUGUUAUCUGGAAUAGAUUUGGUCAAUUUUAUAGUAUCGCUUUUAUCUAUUGAAUUCCAUGCCCUCGAAGUCGACCUUAAGAAAGAACAACAAAUGCGGCAAAAAUGUGGUUCACAAAGCACAGAAUCAUUUUUAUUUCCAACUGUAAUCAAUGGUAUUGCAAAUGACUUUGAGCAGUCAGAUUCUGCUAGAAGGGUACGUUUGGUUCUCUCAGAGUUAUUACAAAUGCAGGCACAAUUGACAGAACUCAAUCAGAACAAAAAUUCUAAUGCAGAAUCUUCAUUUAAGGCAUCUGAACUUUUUGAUAAUGAAGUAUAUCUUGAAGAAAUUACAGAUGUAAUUUGUAUAAGUCUUGCAGAACUACCAAAUUUGCUGAAUAUUUGUGAUAUAGUUGAAGUUCUUCUAUAUGUGAAUAAGGGCCCUGUUAUCAUUUCUUGGGUUGUUGCAAAUAUGCCAGACACUUUACUAGAAGUUGCUGAAUCACUUGUUAUGAAUGCUGAAAGAGGUGAAGAAGGUGGUAUCAGAGCUAAAACUCUGUCUACUUUGUGUGAUGCCUGUCCAUACAUAGCAGCAGCAGUAAGAGCUAAGGCUGUUACUUCCUCUCGGUUACCAUGUCUAGUUAUCAGCCUAACUUUGACACAUCAUCAAGAUGACUUGGUAUCCUUUGUGUCUGGACUUUUAUUGGGCUCUGAUCUGACAUCUAGAGCUUGGUUUGCAACAUUUUUACGUAACUCGCACAAAAGGGGGAAAGGCGAUGGACAUGCAGCAUUGGUAAAGUUGCGCCAAGAGCUAUUGAAUAGGCUCAAAGAAGCUACAGCUGGUGUGGAGGCAUCAGCAUUGUUGAGAUUGUAUUGUGCACUUCGAGGAAUUGCAGGAAUUAAGUUCCAAGAUGAUGAAGUUUCUGGAUUACUGCGACUGGUCACACAAAAACCGCCACCAACUCCUGCUGGCGUGAGAUUUGUUUCAUUAAGUCUGUGUAUGAUACUUGCUUGUCCAUCAUUAAUGGCUGCUGCAGAUCAUGAAAAGAAGGCAAUAGAAUGGGUACAGUGGCUUGUGAAAGAAGAGGCAUAUUUCGAAAGCAACUCUGGAAUUACGGCGUCAUUUGGGGAAAUGUUGCUCCUCAUUGCCAUUCAUUUCCACUCGGGACAACUGGCUGCUGUGGGCGAAUUAGUUUGCGCUACUCUCGGGAUGCGCGUGCCCGUCCGCCCUAAUGGCUUAGCGCGCAUCAAACAAGCAUUUACUCAAGAAAUAUUUACUGAACAGGUUGUCACUGCACAUGCUGUAAAAGUUCCAGUUACUGUCAAUCUUAACAGUAAUAUUACGGGCUAUUUACCCGUCCAUUGUAUUCACCAGCUACUUAAAUCUCGAGCAUUUUCAAAACACAAAGUGCCAAUCAAAAAUUGGAUAUACAGUCAGAUUUGUAACUGCACGGCUCCAUUGCAUCCUGUAAUGCCAGCGCUCGUCGAGGUUUAUGUCAACUCUAUUCUUGUGAUUAAUAGUAAAGGCACCAAUGAAUACUUUAACCAACCCAUAACAGAAGAAGAAAUUAGAAAAGUUUUUAGAAAUUCUAUUUUCGGUGUUAAUUUUGAUACACAAAAUAAGCCAUUCACUCCCAUGGAAACUGAUGGGGAAACAUCUGUGGAAAUAAACAUUGAUAAACCGACACUGGCAUCGCAAUUACUGCUGAUAUAUUACCUACUUCUUUAUGAAGAUGUUAGAUUGGCUAACUCUGCUACUCUAAUAGCAAAUGGAAGAAAAAUAAAAAGUUAUUCUUCAGCAUUUCUGUCAGAAUUACCCAUAAAAUAUUUACUUCACCAAGCUCAGAAAGAUCAAAUGAGUUACGGGGGACUUUUUAGCCCAUUGUUGCGUUUAUUAGCUACUCAUUUUCCACAGCUAUCCCUCGUAGACGAUUGGAUGGACGAUCAAGUGUUUGGAGAUACUUGUCGUCAUCAAGUGGAUGUUAAUAUUUCUGAUCUAUCAAUAAAUGAAGCAUUUCAAUGCAUCGAGGUAAACCCAUAUAAAACUGGCAAAAUUCUUAAAGCUAUGCUGAAUAGAAACCCGACAGACAUAUGGCCCUUUGCUGAAAUAUUUGUCAGAUAUUUUAAAAGCGUGCUCGGCGACCAGGUUCCGAGGCACAUACAAGAACUUUAUCGUGAAGUUUGGCUGCGCCUCAACACAGUCCUACCGCGGUGUUUGUGGAUAAUGACAAUAAAUGCUCUUCUCGAUAUCAACAAUGGUAAUAGCAGAAAUGUUACAAUUACACAAGAAAACGUUUUAGUAGAUCCACUCCAAGUUUUAAGAUGUGACAUUAGAGUAUUUAGAUGUGGGCCGAUUUUAAAAAUAAUUCUUAGAAUAUUAGAAGCUAGUUUAGCAGCAUCAAGAAGCCAAUUGAGCCGUCAUUUGUUGGACAAGCCUCUGCUGGAGAAGAGUGGCCAGCUGACCUCGGACGCAGAGCGAGAAGAGUUAAAGAACGCAUUGAUUGCCGCUCAAGAAAGUGCUGCACUGCAAAUUUUAUUAGAAGCAUGUUUAGAGACUGAAGAAGAUCAAUCUAAACCUGAGCUUAUGUGGUCGCUAAGAGAAGUUCGAAGUAUAAUUUGUUCGUUUUUACAUCAAAUAUUUAUUUCGGAACCGUCACUAGCUAAGCUAGUACACUUUCAAGGCUAUCCGAGGGAACUUCUGCAAGUUACCGUGCAAGGAAUACCAUCUAUGCAUAUCUGUUUAGAUUUCAUUCCGGAACUUUUAAGUCAAGCUUCACUUGAAAAACAGAUUUUCGCUGUGGAUCUUGUAUCUCACUUGUCAAUUCAGUAUGCAUUACCGAAAGCGAUGUCGAUCGCAAGGCUGUGUGUCAACACUCUAUCCACGCUGCUAUCGGUCCUUCCCAGUGACUUGCGCCUCGAACUCUUCCAGCCGGUAUUAAAAUCACUCGUACGAAUAUGCAUAGCGUUUCCUUCCCUCCUCGAAGAUAUUACGUCACUGCUAUUGCAGCUGGGACGAAUAUGUGAAUCUCAAGUCUCCCUCGGACACUGUUGGAAUGACACCAAUAUCCUAGGGGAGGGGGCGUAUGUUCAGUCAGACGUUCAGAGUGACAGUAAAGUAUUAGUUGCAGAAGUUUUGUGCAGAGAUAUUAAAAUAACUAUGUCUGAAAUUGUUCAAAAAGCUCUUUUAAAUGAUAAGUUAUAUUAAAUCUGAAAACUUCGUUUUUA